Messenger RNA from Elephantulus edwardii (Cape elephant shrew), 1110 nucleotides. It is a transcript of the gene CATSPER3, whose product is annotated as cation channel, sperm associated 3. Gene Ontology annotation, cellular component: membrane. The record is from RefSeq and is a predicted model, not a curated record. Lineage: Eukaryota; Metazoa; Chordata; Mammalia; Macroscelidea; Macroscelididae. Bases 1 to 1110 code for a protein of 369 amino acids. Gene Ontology annotation, molecular function: monoatomic ion channel activity. The transcript is spliced from 8 exons. Gene Ontology annotation, biological process: transmembrane transport; monoatomic ion transport.
AUGAACAGGAGAAAAGAUACUGAGUUUCAGGCUUUUGUGCAGAACUUUCUAAACAGUCAUCCCUUUAAGAUGGUUAUGAUCACCAUGAUCUCAUUGAAUGGCUUUCUUGUGGUUUUUUGGACCGUUUAUGAAGUAAGAUACAGGUUGUUCCUAUUUUUUGAGACAGCGGAGGUCUUCUGUAUAACCGUGUACAGCUUUGAGUUCUACUUGAAGGUCUACGUGAACCCGAUUAAGUACUGGAAGGAUGGUUAUAAUCUUCUGGAUGUCCUUGUCAUCAUCAUCCUCUCAAUCCCCUAUGCUCUCCGGAAGUUGAAGGGCAACCACUACAUCUAUCUCAACAUUGCUGAUGGCUUGCAAUCUCUGCGAAUUCUUAAGCUCAUCCCUUACAGCCGGGGCAUUCGGACGCUCAUCAUCGCCCUCGGGGAGACAGCCUACACCGUGGCCUCAGUGCUCAUCCUCUUCUUCCUCUUGAUGUACAUCUUCGCUAUUUUGGGCUUCUGCCUGUUUGGAGCUUCGGGAACGGGUGACUUGGAUAACUGGGGGAACCUGGCUGUGUCCUUCUUUACCCUCUUCAGCUUGGCCACGGUGGAUGGCUGGACAGCUCUGCAGGAGAGGUUAGAUAAAAGGAAUUUUAUGCUGAGCAGGACAUUCACCAUUGCCUUCAUCCUGCUCGCCUCCUUCAUCUUCCUCAGCAUGUUUGUGGGCGUGAUGAUCAUCCACACUGAGGACUGCAUCAAAAAGUUCAAGCGGGACCUAAGAGUGGAGAGGCACAAUACACUCAUGGAAGAGAAGCAGGUGAUUCUGAAGCGGCAGCAAGAAGAUGUCAGCCAACUGAUGCGCACCCAGCAAAACGUUGCCUAUGAAAACUUUGGUGAGCUGGUGGAGAAUUUCAAGAAGACCCUGCGGCACACUGACCCCAUGGUCUUGGAUGACUUUGGCACUAGCCUACCCUUCAUCGACAUCUACUUAUCCACUCUUGACAGCCAGGAUACUACUAUCUACAAGCUUCAGGAGCUGUAUUAUGAGAUUGUGAAUGUGCUGAACCUGAUGCUUGAAGUAGACUUACCCAAGAAACAGCUGUCCCAGCCUUUGGAAAUAGGUGGGUCUUAG